ACGAAAUCCGCCUCGAGAGCCCCAACCACCAAGCACGAUGUGCCGGCCGAUCGAGACCGCGCCGCUCGGCGGCUUCCCCAUGAUGAACCCGCAGGCGAUGUUCCAGGCUGCCAUGAACAAAGACAUGGCGCGCUACGCCAUGGCGCCCAGCCCGGCCAUGAUGAGCUACCAGAAGCCCCAGCAGUAUGAAGUCGUCACGGACAGCAUGAUGUACCCUGGCCCUGGCUACGGCUACGACGCGCAGCCGGUCAUGUCGUUCUACCCGUCGCAGACCAUGAACUACGCGCCGGUGCAGGCGCCAACCAGCGCCUCGGUGUCGCCGCGCGACCCGAACGUCGACAUCGGCACCUUUCAGGACCUGCUCGACGUGGCUCUCGAAGACGACAUCGAGGAUGCGUCUUUUGACGUCAACGAAGGCUUCGACAACUCGGAAAUGUCGAUUCUGAUGAGCUUCUUGAACGAACACGACGCUGCCGCCGAAAGCCAACCGCCCGCUACGAUCGAAGAUGUCGAUGGCGGUGUCUUGACGCUCAACCUCCUGGACGACGGCCCGUUGGAGGCCCUUUUGUCGUCGUCGUUCGAUGACGACAGCGACGACUUCCUCUCCGAUGUCAAGCUCACGCCCCCGACUGGCUUUGUCGCGCUCAACCAGCAGUCCAUGGACCAUAGCACCGAAGACGAAGACUGUCUCUCGGGCAAGAACCGCCGCCUCUGCAAGAUGGAAGGCUGCCAAAAACGCUCCCGCUCGCAUGGCCUCUGCAUCGCCCACGGCGGCGGCCGCCGCUGCGCUGUCGACGGCUGCAACAAGAGCAGCCAGGGCGGCAACCUCUGCAUCAAGCACGGCGGUGGCAAGCGCUGCGAAGUCGAUGGCUGUGAACGCGCCGCGCAAUCCAACAUGCUCUGCAAGGCCCACGGUGGCGGUCCGCGCUGCCUCUUUGAGGGCUGCGACAAGGGCACUCAGCGCGGCGACUUUUGCGCGCUCCACGGCGGGUCGCGUCUCUGCGGCGUGGCCGGUUGCAUGCGCAACGACCGUGGUGGCGGCUUUUGCGCGACGCACGGUGGCGGCAAACGCUGUGCCGAGCCCGGGUGCAUGAAGCCGUGCCGCCGACAGGGCCUCUGCUCGGCCCACUUUCGCGUUCACUCGGAGUAGUCGUCGGCCCGUGACCUUCUUCCAUUGAAGCGGUGCGACCCCGCGUCGUUGCCGAUGUAUAUUUUUUAUUGACGGCCGUCCGUCCUGGUACAAGUAGUGUAUCGAAGAAACACGACGGGAUGCAUGCAUGUUACUCUU
Messenger RNA from Saprolegnia parasitica CBS 223.65, 1288 nucleotides. RefSeq lists its product as hypothetical. Lineage: Eukaryota; Oomycota; Saprolegniomycetes; Saprolegniales; Saprolegniaceae. The record is from RefSeq and is a predicted model, not a curated record. The coding region runs from base 38 to 1150 and encodes 370 amino acids. The transcript has 2 exons.